Messenger RNA from Betta splendens (Siamese fighting fish), 4861 nucleotides. Its product is annotated as chitin synthase chs-2-like. The transcript has 22 exons. Bases 13 to 3720 code for a protein of 1235 amino acids. Lineage: Eukaryota; Metazoa; Chordata; Actinopteri; Anabantiformes; Osphronemidae. Gene Ontology annotation, cellular component: cell septum; cell periphery. The record is from RefSeq and is a predicted model, not a curated record. Gene Ontology annotation, molecular function: chitin synthase activity.
AAUUCAGCUGUCAUGAUGGAGGAUGGAACCAUCAUACGGUUGUGGGAUGACUCUGGAGAGGUGCGUCCUACUGAGGAUGAGCAAACACCGUGGAAAGUGUUGAAAGUGCUGAAGGAUGUGGUCGUGUGCGUUGUGGCCGUUCUUGUGUUUGGAUUAGCGACGUGCAGCAAGGCCUCGUUCCUGCUCCUCAUCACUUUGGCCAACGAGGGCACAAAGACCAUCUUAUCCGACCACAAACCUGUGGCUCUGCUGUGCAUCGGCUGCUCGCUCGUUGCCUCCAGCGUCCUUCUCCUGUUGAAAAGCGUGUGGAAGGCGUGUCAUAAAACAUCCAAGCUGCCAAAGUGUUCAACCGCUGCCCUGGUUCUGUUCUUUGAGUUUGUGGUGUCUGGAGGUGCAGCAGUUCUCACCAUCGCUGCGAUGCCGCACUUGGACAUCGUGAGCAACGUGGCCAUACUAAACAGUGUAGCCGUCAUCUCCUCGCUCUUCCAGGUGAUCGCUCAGUGCAGCGCCAACGCCAGAAACCGCUUCUUGGUGCCCAGCAUCUUCGCCUUCCUCCUCAUUCUGCUUGGAUACGUCCUGUUCCUCACCUUGUACAUCACCAAGAACCCUGCGGACACCAGGACAGUUGUGUGGGUGGGACUGGCUGUUGGCGGCUCCUUCUUUGUGUCUUUCAACUGGUGGGAAGGCUACUUCCAGCUCAUCAGCAAAAGCAGCGGUUCCGUCUUCUUCAAGAACCUGUGCCAAGACUUGACCACGUGCCAGAACGUCCUGCACAUCCUCUCCAGCGUGCUCAGGAUCCUGGUGACUGCCUGUGUGCUUGGAGCCUACGUUCCUCUGUCCAAAAUGGACUGGUUCGUCCUCAAGUCCAUCUCGCGCUUCGAGACCAAGGUCAUCGUCAUCACAGUUGGGGUCCAGCUGAUCUCGUCGGCGCUCUGCCACUGGUUUGGACUGGCAGCCUGCAAGAUGCACGCCCUGCGGCGAUGCUUCAUCCUGCCUCUGUACCUGGCCUCGCUCGCUGUUCUGGCUCUGUUUGUGAUCCCUGUCGUUGUUUACUAUGAGCAGUACAUAAAAGGUCCAAAUACCACUACAGUCAUCGACUUCGGCGGCUACUGUGAUGCAGUUGUAAAUAACAGAAACCAAAGUGUGACCGGCAGCGUGUUUCCUCAACUGGUUCUGGAUGUUACACAAACCCUGUGCUUCCUGGGCAUCACGAAGGUCUCUGACAUUGGCAUCCUAACAGGGUCAUCAGCGUCCUUGUGGCUCGGUCUCGUACUGGCCACCAUCCAUCUGUGGCAGCUCAACGUGAGUCGGAUCCAGAGAACCCAAGACCUGUUCAUCCGGAGGCUGUAUGAAGGAGCCUUCAUUGAGCAGUCGCUGCUCCUCAACACCCGGUUUGACAUCCAGACCACAGGCAGGAAGAAGAGAAAUCGACCAAUUGAAACGGUGAUGGUGUAUCUGUGUGCGACCAUGUGGCACGAGACCUACGAUGAGAUGAUGAAAAUCAUUAUCUCCAUGUUCAGGUUGGACAAGUACAGACCAAAGGCAGAUCCAAAGUUCAAUGAUUUCACCUUUGAAGCUCAUAUCUACUUCGAUGACGCAUUUGAACACAUUGGAAGGAGCGAAGACGUUCAGCUCAACAAAUACGCAAAAAACCUGGUGGAAAUCAUCACAGCAGUUUAUCGGACCUUCACAAACAUGAACGGUACGCUGUUCAGAAGAAACGAGCCGAUCCCCGAUCAGAAGAUCCUGAUGACGCCGUACGGAGGCCGUCUGAUCAUCACCAUGCCGUAUGGGAACAACAUCGUAAUCCACUUCAAGAACAAAGACCUCAUCCGUCACAAGAAGAGAUGGUCUCAGGUCAUGUACCUUUAUUACCUUCUGGGCUUUAAACUCAUGACCAAAUUUUACGAACGCUGGCAGAAAGGAGAGACCGAGGUCGACAUCAGACCCCACAUCAAGAAAGACAAGCAGAACACCUACAUCCUGGCUUUAGAUGGAGACACAGACUUCCAGCCGUCGUCUGUUAUGCUCCUCAUCGACCGUCUCAGAAUGUACCCACGUGUUGGGGCAGCAUGCGGCCGGAUCCACCCCACUGGAUCAGGUCCUACAGUGUGGUUCCAGAAGUUUGAGUACGCCGUGAGUCACUGGCUGCAGAAGACGGCGGAGCACGUGCUCGGCUGUGUGCUCUGCAGCCCCGGAUGCUUCAGUCUGUUCAGAGCAGCAGCUCUGAUGGACGACAACGUGAUGAAAACAUACGCCACCAAAUCCACAGAGGCCAGCCACUUUAUCCAGUACGACCAAGGAGAAGACCGCUGGCUCUGCACGCUGCUGCUGAAGCGGGGCUGGAGAGUGGAGUACAACGCUGCCUCGGACGCCUACACCAACGCACCUGAGGACUUCAAGGAGCUCUUCAACCAACGGCGGCGAUGGGGACCUUCUACGUUGGGCAACAUCGUGGAUCUGCUGGGUGACACCAACUCCAUUUCCAGGAGGAACACGUCCGUGUCCAAACUCUACAUGUUGUACCAACUCUUUAACAUCCUCUCAUCAAUCCUGUCGCCUGCCACCAUCUGCCUCUUGAUUGCAGGAAGUCUGAACUUCAUCUUUUCACUUAAUUCUAUUGGUGCCCUGGUCCUUGCUGUGAUUCCUCCUGCUAUUUACUUGGGUCUCUGCUUUAAGCUCCAGGCAAACACUCAGAUCCUCAUUGCAGGAAUACUGAGUGUCAUGUACGCGUUCCUCAUGUUGGUGGUGACGUUGUCCAUCAUCGGUUCGAUGGUGGAGCAGCAAACCAUCCUGACUCCUGCCAGCAUGUUUGUCAUUGUGAUAGCAGUGAUCUACGUAGUCACUGCUUUACUGCAUCCCCAAGAAUUCCGUCUGCUGUUCUACGGUGUGCUCUACAUCGUCUGCAUCCCCAGCGCCUACCUCAUUCUCAUCAUCUACUCCAUGGUCAACAUGAACAACGUGUCCUGGGGAACCAGAGAGACAAAUCCUACCGCUGGGGCUGAGAGACCUGCAGCCAAGGCUCAGCUGACAACAGCAGAGAAAGCUAAAAACACCCUGCAAAAGUUUGUUUCAUGCAUGAGAUGUAAAACCUGCAACCAGAGGGAAGAUACCACCAUGAUCCUAGAGCCUGGCCAACAUGAACUUGAGCCCCAAAACACUAUUGUAGAGGACGUACGAGUCCCAGACGAAGAGGAGACGCCAAAUAAUGACGUCAGCUCAAGUCAACGUUGGGUCAAGGAACUUCAGGACCUGUUCAAGAACCAUAUGUGUUUGAAGAAGGACACACUUGAAAAGGCGGAGCAGGCUUUCUUCAAAGACCUUCAGGAGAAAUACCUGAAACCUCUGGACAAUGACAAAGAGAAACAGACCCAGAUGCUCAGUGACCUGAGAGAUCUGAGGAACAAGGUCACCUUCGUCUUCUUCAUGAUAAACGCUCUGUGGCUGGUGGCGACUUUAACCCUCCAGAUUAAGAGUGACAUCUUCUCCAUCAGGAUCCCAAAGAUCAGCACCAACCUCAGUUAUACAGGAGAGGAGGUUCUGGUGGAACCCAUCAGCUUCAUGUUCCUUCUGGGAUUUGCUGCUUCUAUUUUGGUGCAGUUCUUGGCCAUGAUUCAUCACAGAGUUUACACCCUCAUCCAUUUCGUAGCCUUUCUGGACACUGAACCCACAGAACCUGUGACUGGAGGACAUCUGCCUGAAAACAAGGUAGAAACCUGACUUUGCAUCGAUGUUCUCUGCUCGUCUCUUCCCACACUGACACAUUCUCCAUCACUUUGUCCAACAUCACGUCAGGAGGAGAUCUGUGAAGACGAGCAGCGAGGAAACGUUAUAUUUAUUUACCAUCUUUAAACACAAAACAAAAACAAAUAUAAGGAAUCAGCUGAUGUAAGCAGCACGUUGUCUAAGACAGGUUAAAAUCAAGGUUUAAACCGAGUCUCACAUGAACAGACUUUUAGAUUCUAUAAAUGAGGAGCAUUAAUGUUUUAUGUAUUUAUUGACUUUGUGAUGUUACUGUAAAACCUCAGCGUUUACUGCUUCUGUGUUCGAUGCCUGAAUUGUUACGAAGAGCAGCAGCACCGUGUAAACUGGGACUGUUCCUUCAGUUUUUUGUUGUUUAGUUUGUUGUUUAGUGUUUGAGUCUGAAGAGACGUGGUCACUGCAGCAUCAGAGGCGUCAUCAUCCAGUGCAGAGGUACAUGGGUUCAAUCUGCGCUGAUGAGAAUAUGAGGUUUUGUUUAACCUCCCACAAGCUCCUUAACGGGUGAGUAGUUAUAACUAGACGUUGACAGACUCAUCAAACUAAGUUUGAUGAUAAUAUUAUCAAACUAAGUCAAACUAAGUUUGAUGAAAAUAAUAAGAGUUUGUCAUGUUUAUAAGCCCUGUUUGUCUUGAACUCAGCUUCCGUUGGCUCAGCUCCUUUUCUCUGUAGUUCCUCUGAUCCACCACCAGGUGUCGUCACACUUUACCAGAACCUGUUUUUUCCUCAGCACUUAGCUGAGAAGUCUGGUGAGGUUUUUAUGAAACCUUUGGACUGAGCUUCAGUUCUGUCCUUCUCAACCAGUUUAGAUUUUCUGCUUGUUCUCUUAUUUUAACUCAGUCUUUGUUUAUGGACUCAAAGCAGCGUCCUGGUUUCUGCAUCAGCAUCUCUGGCACCUUUUACAUGUCAUGUAUUUAAUUUAUUUUUUGUUUAAUUUUGUUUUAAUGUGUAAGUUUGUACUUUUUUUAAUGUGUUGUGUUUACUUUGCUUGAUUGUGUGCAAUAUUCAAUAAUCUUCUCAUGACCCUGUACACUGCUCACUUUGCUCAGUGUAGUGUUGUACUGUGCCAUCUGGUCUGAUACUGUGUUUCAACCCUGUACAG